Phyllopteryx taeniolatus (common seadragon) is the source of this 3706-nucleotide messenger RNA. RefSeq names its product POU domain, class 3, transcription factor 4-like. The transcript has a single exon. Bases 1000 to 2097 code for a protein of 365 amino acids. Gene Ontology annotation, biological process: brain development; regulation of transcription by RNA polymerase II. Gene Ontology annotation, molecular function: DNA-binding transcription factor activity, RNA polymerase II-specific; RNA polymerase II cis-regulatory region sequence-specific DNA binding. NCBI's taxonomy places the organism in Eukaryota, Metazoa, Chordata, Actinopteri, Syngnathiformes, Syngnathidae. Gene Ontology annotation, cellular component: nucleus. The record is from RefSeq and is a predicted model, not a curated record.
CCGGCGUUCGCUCACCUGCUCCGGCCUCCUCCACGUCUCCUCCGCGGCUCGGCGCACUUUAAUGACUUUCUGCCGGCUCCAGCCUUCUUUAUAUUUCUCCUAAAUGUAUGAAAAUGUAUGCAAAUUUAAAUCAAGCUUAACCUGGGAGCCCCGGCAAUAUAUUUAAUGGAUUUGCAAAGCAAUAAGGAUGCUGGCAAACAUUCUUCAAAUGGAAAUGAUAGUCAGAAAUAUCUUGUUGGGUUGUAACGAGAAUGUUAUGAGUGGAAAAUAAAUGUUGUUGCAUCAGAAGAUGUGCCAUCGCGCGUUUAAUGUGAAGAAUCGAUGCCUCCCACGGUCGUAGCAACGGAAGUGGGUGUUCAGGGGGUGAUUUUUGCAUUUUAUGACAGACGUAGAAGUUGUUCAGAAUGUGUUAUAUGACAUGCCCCUGGUCUCAUGGGUGCUGAAAGGUCCGUCCGAAAAAGUUCAACAUCUUGAGACUUGCCUUCCACGGAAAAGUCCUGAGGACGCGUUUACUGCGCGUUAAUGAUUAUCGGCUAAAGAACUGGUCCGGGUUUGAUCGCACCCUUCUAAAUGAAGUGUUGGCACGUCUGACAAAUGCCACUGGAGCUGCGGCCUCCUCCUUCGCACGCGCUCGAGGGUGACAGGAGCAGCAUUGAACACGCGCGUGGAGCAGUUGGAAAGUUCGAUUAAUAAACAGGAACUGCGCUCCAAGCGCACAUUGUUCCACAAACAGGCUCAAUGGACUCACUUCCGGUUCGACCGCCCUUUAACCCUUUGCUCUCGACGGUUGUGCAGCCGGAGGCGGAGGUUGCGGAGCGUGCGUGCGUGCGUGCGCCGUCAUUGGCGGAGAAGUGUCGUCGCAGCGGCUUCCUCGGCCCGUGACUGGCGGUUCUCGCUGUCCGUCAACGCCUGACUGGUGCCGAGGCUCCAGAGAGAGGGAGAUGUCAGAGGCUGAGCUCAAGCUCACUUUAGUAUCGCCAGUGGGGUUCAGCAGCCAGCAUGGCCACAGCUGCCUCCAGCCCCUACACCCUGCUCGGCUCCGGUCCCAUGAUCCACCCGGACAGCCAGGCCAUGCAGCCCGCUAGCCCCUACAGAGGACACCAGAAACUCCUGCACAGCGACUACCUGCACAACGUGCAGAGCAACGGGCACCCCCUCGGGCACCAGUGGGCGAGCAAUCUGUCGGAUAGCAGCCCGUGGUCGGCCUCCGUGGAGCAGCAGGACGUCAAACCGGGCAGAGAAGACCUGCAGCUCGGCAUCAUCCAUCACCGCUCGCCGCACGUCGCUCACCACUCCCCGCACCACAGCAACCAUGGCAACCACCCGGCGGCGUGGGGGACUCCGGUGUCCCACAACUCCUCCGUCAGCAGCGGGCAGCAGAUCAACAUCUACUCCCAGACGGGCUUCGCCGUCAACGGCAUGCUGGAGCACGGCGGACUCAGCCCUCCGCCCAACCCGCAGGGCCAAGGCAUGCACCCGGGCCUCAGGGACACGCUCAGCCCCGAGCGCGGCGACCUGGGCGGGCACCACUGCCACGACCACUCCGACGAGGAGACGCCGACUUCGGACGAGCUGGAGCACUUUGCCAAGCAGUUCAAGCAGCGCAGGAUCAAACUGGGCUUCACGCAGGCCGACGUGGGAUUGGCUCUGGGAACUCUCUACGGUAACGUCUUUUCCCAAACGACCAUCUGCAGGUUCGAGGCUCUGCAGCUGAGCUUUAAAAACAUGUGCAAACUCAAGCCGCUGCUGAACAAGUGGUUGGAGGAGGCAGACUCGUCCACGGGCAGCGCGAGCAGUAUAGACAAGAUAGCAGCUCAGGGGAGGAAGAGGAAGAAGAGGACGUCCAUCGAGGUCAGCGUCAAGGGGGUCCUGGAGACGCACUUUCUCAAGUGUCCCAAACCCUCCGCGCAGGAAAUCACGUCGCUGGCGGACACGCUGCAGCUGGAGAAGGAGGUGGUCCGCGUCUGGUUCUGCAACCGGAGGCAGAAAGAGAAGCGCAUGACGCCGCCCGGCGAGCCGCCGCCGCCGCCGCCCCACGACGGCCCUUAUUCCCACGGCGGCAGCGCGGGCGACGCGUCGUCGUGCCGCGACCUCUGACCGCAACGGCGGUGCGGCGGCCCCAAGUCGGACCCUCGCCGGUACAGACUACUCCAGACCCGCAAGACCUCCUUCCAGCAGCACCGGAGAUACCCGCUCAGCCUUGGCCUCUUUCGAAGCGCCUGCACGAGGGCAUUAUUCUAUCGUGUCACGUCACUCCGUGGAGCCGCUCAAAAUGUUUGGAUAUAAAUACAAAAUGUGCCUAGAAUCUACCAGCGCCUUUAGUGUUUGUCAACAAAUGGGACUGUGGUUUUCUUUUCUAUUCCCCCUCCCCCCCCCCCCCCUCCAUUUCGUUGAGGGGUGACACAAUUAAUGAUUCUUAUUUUCUGAAUUGAUCUGUUAUUUCAGUGUUCGGGCACCUCGUGUAAUUUUACUGUCCACUCGAGCUCACAAUCCUUCAAUGUCAUUAUUUUGUAACAUACUCGCAGAACAUCUGUAAUUGCUGUUAUUAUUUUGCAUUUGCAAAUGGGCCCUCAUUCCAGUGACGAUAGCACUUGAAGUCUUGUUUUAGCCCCUCCGUUGCGGCCUGUAGUUUACAAGGCCACUCACAAAAACAGUUAUUUAUAAAUGCAUUUUCUUACUUUGAUUCAUCUUCGACCAUUUAAACUGUGUAGACUCUGAACGAGAGCCGUGAAUAGGAAAAAAAAGAAAAGGGUUGACGCUAUACACCUGCCUAUAAUUUUAUUGUACGUUCACUAUCCAAAUUUUAUAUUAAAUACUCCUGUUAUUGGUUUAUUCCACAAGUAUUUUUUCGAAUAUUGUACAGUUUUAUAUAUUACCCUUUUGAAGUCAUUAAUUUAAACAAAUGCUCUUAGUUAUUCCUGCACUUAAUUAGCAAUGUAAAAAAAAAAAUAUUUUCAGUAUAAGAUUGAACUGUUUCGGCGGUUUUAUUCCAAAUUUCGAUGACAGCUCAAGUAAUUAUUUAUUUUCAGUAUAAAGCUUGUAUUAUGUUUUGAAAUAAACUAUGUAUGUUGUAAUAAACAAUUUCUUGCUCAAUUGUUCACUGUGCAAAAUAAUGAAAGCUCAUUAUUAUUAUUAUUUAAAUUGUACAUUAUUAAUUCAGUUCUAAUUUAACCACUCAAACAUUAUUGACUAAACCAAACCAGACGACCCAGGCUAAAUACGCGAUUUUACUCGAAAUAUAUUCUAAAAUAUUAACAGCAGCUUCUCCUUUUACUUGUCAUGUCUAAAUUGUCCCCUCCCAAAGGUUUUGGUGUCCGUAACAGCUGUAAAAUAUCCAAGUGGCUCGAUAGUCUUGGCUCCAGGCUGAUCACUGAAAAAAGAAAAAGAAAAGAGACGCAUUUUGCAUGCAGUUCCUUUGAAACGUUAUUGUCAGGGCCCUCUGCCCUCCUUGAUCAGACAUGCGUGAUGUAUCGCCUGGGCCACUGGGCCUGACAGCGCGCGCGUACAAACGCGUUGACACACGCACAAGCACGCACGCACGCACGCACAAACGCGCGGGCGCGAGCAGAGAAGCGGAUGAAUCUCAUUUCAAAGACUACAGCUCCGUAUAAUUGGCCAUGCAAAAGCAAAAUAGAGCUAUAUUCGUGCAAAAAAAAAAAAAUGUGAAGCCUGAAAAUAAAUUAGGGAUGGUUUUGAAAUAAGUAAA